This is a messenger RNA of Capsella rubella, 703 nucleotides long. RefSeq names its product sm-like protein LSM8. Bases 145 to 441 code for a protein of 98 amino acids. Gene Ontology annotation, molecular function: RNA binding. The record is from RefSeq and is a predicted model, not a curated record. Gene Ontology annotation, cellular component: U4/U6 x U5 tri-snRNP complex; precatalytic spliceosome; U6 snRNP. Gene Ontology annotation, biological process: mRNA splicing, via spliceosome. The transcript is spliced from 6 exons. Lineage: Eukaryota; Viridiplantae; Streptophyta; Magnoliopsida; Brassicales; Brassicaceae.
CAUCAAAAUCAAAGACACCCCCGAAGAGUUCUUUGAAAACAGUGAGGAGGUUUUUUUAGGGCUUUACGAAUCAGAAAGCUCUGCUAAGCAACUGGGUUUUGAUUCAGAAGCAGUAAAGGUCAUAUUGUUCUCUGGACUGUUAAUAUGGCUACAGCUACUGGACUCGAGUCUCUUGUUGAUCAGAUUAUUUCGGUGAUUACAAAUGAUGGACGCAACAUUGUGGGAGUUCUUAAAGGUUUUGACCAAGCUACAAAUAUAAUCCUUGAUGAAUCUCAUGAACGUGUGUUUUCCACAAAGGAAGGAGUACAACAAGUUGUGUUGGGUUUGUACAUUAUCAGAGGCGACAACAUAGGUGUUAUUGGGGAGCUAGACGAGGAGCUUGAUGCAAGCCUGGACUUAUCAAAACUGAGAGCUCAACCUUUGAAACCCGUCGUGCAUUGAUUGAAAAUAGCUAUGGUGAGAUCUAAAACAAAGAGAAGAUUUGAUUGUAAACAAUUUGGAUAGUUUGUUUUGAUGUCAUCAAUGUCUGGGAGAGUUGUCUGUUUUGUGUAUUCUAAGGACAAGAAGGUUAUAUGUUAUUCUAUGUAUAACGUUUCGCCGUUGUUUGCUUCAAAACUAGUUGAUAUCUGAGUCAAGGUGGAAGUAAAAAUGUAAGCUGAAACUAAAUUUGGAAACCUUAUAACAUGGUUACACGGUUGUGACA